Messenger RNA from Ectocarpus sp. CCAP 1310/34, 2665 nucleotides. Lineage: Eukaryota; Phaeophyceae; Ectocarpales; Ectocarpaceae. The record is from the annotation of a GenBank genome assembly.
CCGAGCUUGGUGUGCAGUGCGUGAGACAGCCACGCUCACCGACGCAGGAUAUGGCGAAGGUGACAUUAAAUCGCGCGGUCGCGGGUAUGAAGGCUUCCAGCGACAGGACUGGUGGCGGCAUUCCCUGGAGGACACGGGAAGGAGCUGGUAACGGCGACGAGGAGGCUGCGGAAUGGGACAAGGAGCGUAUCGUCCUCUCCAACGACUUCACGGCAGUCAAACUGCACCAGCUGGCCAUCACCCUGAGGCCGCUGACCACCGGGGGGAGUGGGGGAAGACCAAUGCUCACUGCUAGCCGUUGGGAGGUUCGAAAAGCGAUCAUGUCCCUGUGUCGCAGUCAGCCGACUAUGUUUGAGAUCGAGGCGACCGACAAGUCGGCGUCGAUCCGAGUAGCCUUUUCCGCGGCGGCGGACGCCGACGCCCUUUCCCGCUCGCUUCGAGGCGUCAGCGUCAAGAUCAAGGGCGUCAAGCUGCACGCGUUCGUCAGGGAGGUGUCGGAGUCGGCGGUGCUGAGCGAGGGGGAAGACUGGGCCGCUUCCACGUGGGGGUCCCGGGUGCUGUCAGCCGACACCGUCACUGGAAGGGAGGCGGCGUUCGACAGCCUCGAGCCCGGCAAACGACCGGACACCAUCGUCCUGAGAGGGAUCCCGGCGAACUGGCUGGGGAGCAGGGGGAAAGCGGCGGAAGGGACAGAGGCCCCGGGUCUCGAGGAAAUCAUGAGUAAGUUUGGCCCCGUACGGGCUGUGGAGGUCCAGCCCAGCGCUCCCAGUGACUCCUCCAUCGACAGCAGCGAUGCCGCCGCUGCGUUCGCCGGUGGCGGCGGCGGUGGCCAGAGGAGCAGCAAGAAGAGCGGGAGACCCUCAGCCGACUUCGACGUCAACGCGCUGCUCGAGAACAUGCCCAAGCCAAGGGCUCUGGCCAAGGACAAGGGUGGUGCCAGCAAGGGGUCAGGCAGCAGGCCAGGCGGCAGGUCAGGCGGCAGCGGCAGCACUGGUCUCGGGCUGGACGGAGACAUCCUCUCGGUGGGGCUGCACGUGGACGCGUGGGUGCAGUUCGCCUCUUUUUGGGGGUUCCAGGGGGCGCUGGAGGCGCUGCGGGCGAAGACGCUGCAGAAGGCGGGCGCGGAGCUGGUGUGCGAGUACCGCCUUGGCGUGGACGCGUCGGGUUUCAUGACGGAGGACCAGCGGCGGGAGAGGGUGAUAGCCCGGGCGGAGAAGGCACGGGAGGAGGAGCGGCGCAAGGCUUCGAUCGAGAAGGCGAGGGGCCAGCUCGCCCUCCUGCGGGAAGGGCUGCAGGGCCUCCGAGACGCGGUGGCGGAGGACGGCCGACCAGCUUUGGAAGACGCCACCAAGCCCACGCUGCAGAAGGUGACGGGCCACGUAGAGGGCGCCGAGGAGUUGCUCGGUGUCCGCGAGGCCUUGGUGGACGAGCCGGCGGCGACGGCCGCGGUCGCUCACGCCAGGGGGGAGGUAGCGAUCGCGAGGCUGUCGGUCCGCAAGGCGAAGGCGGCCGUCGACAGGGCCGAGGAGGAGGAGAGAAUCCGCAUCGAGCGGGAGAAGGACAGGGGGCUCCGCGACGCAGCCCGGGCGACGCUGGUACAGCUGAGAGAGUCCUUAUCGCAGGGCCUCGCCUUGGUGGCGGCAGAGCGGCAGCACAGGGGCAUCAAGCCGCAGGCGGACAGGGGUACGUGGAACAUGUAGGAAAGCAAAGCCCCGCCUGCUUCGCUACAGCGCCUUGUUCUGUUGUUGUUUUUGUCAAUUUCUCGCCGAGCGGGAAGGGACCGAGUUGGAAGGGGUUUACGCGCUCCACGUGCUUACACUGCUCGCUUCCUCGAAGCGUCCCUAAGGUCCUCCUUUGAAGGUGUUCGGUACUGCUUAUCACGGUGAGCGCGGCACCGGUGUGGCGUUGUAGAAGUAAAGACAAAACUCUAUGCGGUAAACCUUGUGUUUCGCAUGCGCAUCCCCGCGGUGGCUUUGGGCCCGGUGGGGGAUCGUGACUCCUACACAGAAACAACACAAGAAAAUCACCUUUCCACUUUCCACGUUACGUCUCGUGAGAAUAUUUUUCUGCAGUCCCUCCUCCGGCCGGAAAGGCUUCGCGGCAGUGGACAGGUCAGGGUGGAACAGCCCGUGGUUCCGGCGUUUUCCGUUCGAAAGCAAAGAAACCCCUUCUCCCUGGCUUCUUCGAUGAUGAUUCGAGAAGUGUGUUGAUCGACGAACGUCUUGGGAGGAGGUCAUCAAGGGUGUCCUAUCGUUCGACCCUGUUGGUUACUGGCACUCGAGGCAUUGCGCCUCCGGUUGGGUGUGUUGCGCCGCCUUGCGCCGUGUCUCGCGCUAUCCGUAUCUCAUCUCUCUGCCUUCGUCCGAUCAAGGCAACAGCUCCUGGAUGCUCUUCUUCCACGACUGCCCUUGUUUCUGCCCCCCCACCAAGCUGUUGACUGGACACAAAAUAUACACGCGUAAAAUAGGCAUCGAUCAAUGAACCGCUGUCGAAGAUCGCCGCACUUUUGCAUGUCUGUAAGACGGUUGUUGGCCGGAGGAUGAGGCCAGGCGUUCCUACUCAUUUCUGGUGCAUGUUUGUUCGUUUCGCAGUUUUUUUUUUUGUGUGUGUGCGUAUGUGUGUCGUUCUUGUUCCCAUCACUCGUUUUCACGACAACUUUCGCGCG